GCCAGCCUCGCUUACAUGUAACUCCUGACCCACAGCAAUGUGGUUGACUCUUAACUGCUCUCUGGACAUUUAGGAAUUGGUAAUAAAUGUUACCCUAGCCAGUGAUGCCCUCAUCCCGUGAAUGAAUUUAACAAGUAUGUCAGGAAUUCCUCCUGUAUGCAAUGAUAACUGAUUUGCUUUGCCCAAUCUUUAUGCAGACUGAAGUCACCUGACUCUUGAAGUCAGUGACCUUUCAUCAUAGUUAGAGCUCUCCCUUUCUGCUGGUGUCUUCAAUUUCCUGUUUAGUGCCUUCUGCUAAAAUUACCACUUGAGUUGACUGGGGUGGAUAUACAUCGACCACUGUCAAUUUCUGUCCCUUGAUGUUUCUAAACUGUACCCAGACUCCAUUUCACCAGAACUAAUAUCCAUUGUCAUUACCAUAUUAAUUUUAUUCCGUAACCAGUAAUGCUAACCUACCUCCUCCUUCUUGUCAGUCCUUCCAAGAAACUGAAUACCCCUGGAGCCCAGCUUCAGACAUCGUAGAUAUUUUGGUUUCUGAUUUACCAAAAUAUCCUGGAGUCUGGAAAAGUCUGAGUUCAGUAGAAAUUAGCAGUUGUAACACUGCUAUGUAAGAAAGAAAGAGGAGCAAAAAUAAGGGAUAAAGCCAGUUAACAUGAUUUCAAUCAGUUGGGAAAGUGCUUAAUAAUGUCUCUUCAUUAAGUAUGUUUCAGCAAUGCUUUUAAAACAAAAAUCGUAUCAUCUGAUUAAAUCAACGUGGUCAAUCCAGAAGAAGACAUUCCAUGAUGGAGACAGGGCAGUUGCAGGUUUGACGAUACUUCACCUUUCUCAUUCCUCAGACUCCAACCCACUUUGAUUCUGAAAGAUUUGACUGUUGUUUCCGGUCAGUCAGCUUGCCGAAGCAGUCAGAUUUCCGUCAUACUACUCAGAAUAAAAAUGGCAUCAGGAGAUGAGCUUCCAUCCCAUCUCGCUGUCGAUACCUCCAACGUUCAAAUUCUUCACUCUGAGACCUCAAAAAGACUUGUCGAAAAUUUUGUAAUCGCUCUCAUGAACAAGGAGCGUUUCUACAUCCGCACAUUCUUUUCGACAUACAAAGCAUAUACCACUGCUGAAAGUGUGUUGUACAUCCUCCUGGACAAAUAUGGAAGCUUUGGCACCUCAGAGGCAGAAGAGAUUCCAGUUAUCGAUUCAGUGAGCACAAACAGCGGAAACAGUGAUAACAUUCCGAGCUGUGAGGAGCUUGCAAAUCCAGUGCCUGCAGAGACAGUUACAGAGAUCAGAAAGUCCAAAACCUUUGACAGCCCAAACUCUGAGAAAGAUGAAGAACCAAGUUCACCAAAAGCGACUGCAGAAAUCUCAAAUUUUGGAAAUGUUGACAGUGCAAAUGGUGAGGAAAAUGGAAGUUGUGGUUCUUCAGGAUCCAGCGAAAUAAUUGCUAAGUCCAAAACCUUUGACAGCCCAAACUCUGAUAAAGUUGAAGAACCAAGUUCACCGAAAGCGACUGCAGAAAUUUCAAAUUCUGGAAAUGUUGACAGUGCAAAUGGUGAGGAAAAUGGAAGUUGUGGUUCUUCAGGAUCCAGCGAAAUAAUUGCUAAAAAAGAGGAAGGAACAAUCCAGAAUAAUUUUGAUUUGGAGGAGGUCCAACUUCAAAAGGAGCAAGAAGGCGUUUGCAGCAACUGUGAAAGCAUUGAGUCUGAACACUGUCUGAAUUCUGAUGAAAUUCAGAAUUUAAGUUCACCAGAAAAGGGAGCGACAGUCAAGAAAAGCAUAGACUUCAACAGAUCAAGCUUUCUAGAAGAAUAUAAUUUCAGUCCUGCAGAAAAGGAAACACUAAUGAAAAUUGCUAUACCUGAAAUUCUUGAAAUCUGGCUGGAGGAGUCUGCCGAAGACUUUCGUCAAGUUCCAACUUACUCUUGUCUCCGGAAGGUACUUUGCUACUUGAACCAGACAGUGCCGGGGUCAGAUGCUGAACAUCGGGCCCAGAAACUCCUGAGUCGGUUUUUGGUGGAGGAAACAGCGGAGAAAGAGAUGUUCAAAGGCUACCGUAGAAGAGUUAGAUUCUAUAUUGGAGAAGAACACGACCAAACCAUCGAACAAGUUGACGAAAAGCUCCUGUCCUACCCAUCACGCUUCAUUGCAGAGCAGCUGACUUUUAUGGAUGCUGAUCUUUUUCGGAAACUUGUGCCCAGCCAAUGUUUAGGGUCCAUCUGGUCUCAACGAGGGAAGGAAGAAAAACAGCAUCUGGUAUCAACCGUCCAGGCCACCAUUACACAGUUCAAUAAUGUUACAAAAUGUGUCACCAGCACCAUAUUAAGACCUCAACAGCUGAAACCACGGCAGAGGGCUAAAAUCAUUGAGAAAUGGAUUGAUGUUGCCCAGGAAUGUAGGACUUUGCAGAAUUUCUCGUCAGUGCAUGCAAUUACCACUGCAUUGCAAUCGAAUAGUGUGUUCAAUUUGAAGAAGACUUGGGCAGCCGUGUCAAAGAGCAGUAAGAUAACAUUUGAAGACCUUUCAAACAAUGAAGAAGAUAACUUUAUGGCAAGUAGAGAGCUGCUAAUGGAGGAUAUUGUUCAGGGAAUUGUGCCGUACCUGGGAACUUUCUUAACAGAAUUUUCAGCGCUGGAUUCGGCUUUCCCGAAUUACCAUUCAAAUGGCUUGAUCAACUUUGACAAGAGACAAAAAGAAUAUGAAAUAAUUUUGGGUAUCAAAUCCCUGCAGUUUGCUUGCUCAUCUUACACCCUUCGUCCAAACGAGAAUUUUCUAGACUUGUUCUUUCUGCAACAAUACUUAAGUGAGGAUAGCGAGUACGUAACUGGUAUUGUAGGAGUGUGCAGCUCCUCUGAACUCGAGAAACCGCCAAAGCCCAAAAAGAGUGUGUUUAAACGCCUCAGCUGCCUGUUUUCAAAGAGAGGUGUUAAAAUACACAACACUCAAACUAAAAGCUCUGAGCAGCGAGCAUCCCUUCAGAAUGAGGAUUCAGACAACAGCAUUACCGCAGCCAACAUUUUAUCCGAUUCCAGCCACUUGGAAAUGGAAGAGCCGAGCACUUCGCAAAAAGCGCUGGAAAAGUCAUUAAGAUCCGUGGAUACUGCCUCCUCUGGAGGUUUAUCCAACAGUGGUGCAUCAGCAAAACCAAAUUAUGACACAGCCAAGUCUGGUAGGCGUGCGGGUUUGGGCAGCUGCUGGUGUGCAACACGUCGGAGGGACAACCGCCAGAAUGAGAAAAGCUGCCUCAUCCGAGUCAGAUUAGAGGAGGACAGAGCACAAGAAUUCAAAACUAUUUUGCCAAGCUACUGUCACAAAAUUACCCCACAUAUUGAACGGGACAUAUUGGAUAUGUGGCCAAGAGGCCGAUCCCUUUAUCCCCGGAUAAAGGUACAUUCGGGUGACCGAAUGCGUAGGAAGCGUAGAAAUGAUGAUUUUGAUCUAACACUGCCUCAAAGUCAGAAAGGCUUGAGCGGCUGCUGCUACCUCGCCUACCUAAUUUCCCAUCUUAGGCUGUUAGAUAAAACCCCAGAAAUAACUCAGAAUGGCCAGGGAGGGAAGCGGACACCCCGAGAAGUAACCGAAGAGGAUCGCUUCCUCUGGACUUUGAGACCUAUGUAUGAGACUGCCCGAGUAGGAAGAGAAAUACAAAAGUUGGCGCCUUCCCUGGAGGAGUUGGUCAACAAUACUGCCGAUACGUUGGCCGAGACCCAAUCCCAAGUGGCGGCCAUAACGACAGAAAUGAUUGCCACCAGGCGAACGGCUCUUCAGAAUAGGAUGGCUCUAGAUUGUAUUCUGGCAGAGAAAGGUGGUACCUGUCCACUAAUUGGGGAAGAGUGUUGUACGUACAUACCUGACAUUUGCCAUAACAUUCUGGGAAUGGGGGAGUUGGGGAUUACCUGGUUGUGGAGAGUGGUUGGUUAA
Stegostoma tigrinum is the source of this 3906-nucleotide messenger RNA. Its product is annotated as ral guanine nucleotide dissociation stimulator-like 1. The record is from RefSeq and is a predicted model, not a curated record. The transcript has 25 exons. Gene Ontology annotation, molecular function: guanyl-nucleotide exchange factor activity. Gene Ontology annotation, biological process: positive regulation of GTPase activity; Ras protein signal transduction. Gene Ontology annotation, cellular component: plasma membrane. NCBI's taxonomy places the organism in Eukaryota, Metazoa, Chordata, Chondrichthyes, Orectolobiformes, Stegostomatidae. The coding region runs from base 934 to 3906 and encodes 990 amino acids.